This is a messenger RNA of Plenodomus lingam JN3, 759 nucleotides long. RefSeq lists its product as uncharacterized. NCBI's taxonomy places the organism in Eukaryota, Fungi, Ascomycota, Dothideomycetes, Pleosporales, Leptosphaeriaceae. The record is from RefSeq and is a predicted model, not a curated record.
AUGCGGUCCAUCCUCACUUUCACAGCGCUCCUCGCAACCUACAAAGUCUCCGCGCACGGUGGAGCCUUGAACUACACAGUGGGCGAUACAUGGUAUCCCGGCUACGAUCCCUACGGCGACCAAACUAUGCAAGACAGCGCGCCCUGGAUGGUCCAACGGAAAUGGAUCACAAACGACCCCAUCUUCGAAACAAGCAACACAUCCCUCUCCUGCAACACACCCGGCACCCCCGCACGAUCCUACAUCCCCAUCACCGCUGGCACCAACAUCACCGCCGCAUACGCAUACUGGGUGCACACCGUCGGCCCCAUGAUCUACUGGCUCGCAUACUGCGACAACCCCGCCAACGACUGCCACACCUUCGACUCUGCCUCGGCCUCGUGGUUCAAGAUUGGGCAGCGAGGCUUGCUAGCCGGCACUGUGGAGAAGGGGACGUGGUUCCAAAAGGCGUUUAGUCGGUGGGACGGCAGUCCUAGUUUGUGGAGCGAGACUGUGCCGUCGAGUUUGAGGAGGGGUAGGUAUUUGGUUAGGCAUGAGAUUGUGAGUUUGCAUAGUGCGAAUAGACCGCAGUUUUAUCCCGAGUGUGCGCAUUUGGAUGUUCAGGGGGAGGGAGAUGGGUUUCCUGGGGAGGAGUUUCUGGUUAGGAUUCCGGGGGUGUGGAGUAUGGAUGAUCCGGGGAUCAAUAUUGAUAUUUAUCAGCCGAAUGUGUCGACGAGGACGGAGUAUAAGAUUCCGGGUCCACCGGUCUGGACCGGAUAG